Messenger RNA from Verticillium alfalfae VaMs.102, 1667 nucleotides. Its product is annotated as heat shock protein SSB1. The record is from RefSeq and is a predicted model, not a curated record. Gene Ontology annotation, biological process: protein refolding; vesicle-mediated transport; cellular response to unfolded protein. Bases 1 to 1458 code for a protein of 485 amino acids. The transcript has 3 exons. Gene Ontology annotation, molecular function: ATP binding; ATP hydrolysis activity; ATP-dependent protein folding chaperone. NCBI's taxonomy places the organism in Eukaryota, Fungi, Ascomycota, Sordariomycetes, Glomerellales, Plectosphaerellaceae. Gene Ontology annotation, cellular component: plasma membrane; nucleus; cytosol.
AUGAAGGAGAUUGCUGAGGUCAAGCUCGGCAAGAAGGUUGAGAAGGCCGUCAUCACCGUCCCCGCCUACUUCAACGACAACCAGCGUCAGGCCACCAAGGACGCCGGUGCCAUCGCUGGUCUCAACGUUCUCCGUAUCAUCAACGAGCCCACCGCUGCCGCCAUCGCCUACGGUCUCGGCGCUGGCAAGUCCAACAAGGAGCGCAACGUUCUCAUCUACGAUCUCGGUGGUGGUACUUUCGAUGUCUCCCUCCUGAACAUCCAGGGUGGUGUCUUCACCGUCAAGGCCACUUCCGGUAACACCCAUCUUGGUGGCCAGGACUUCGACACCAGCCUCCUCGAGCACUGCAAGAAGGACUUCCAGCGCAAGUCGAAGAAGGAUAUCUCCAACGACCCCCGUGCCCUGCGUCGUCUCCGCACUGCUUGCGAGCGUGCCAAGCGUACCCUGUCCAGCGGUGCCCAGGCCACCAUUGAGAUCGACUCCCUCUUCGACGGCGAGGACUUCCAGAUGCAGAUCACUCGUGCCCGUUUCGAGGAGCUCAACGCCAAGGCCUUCAACGGCACCCUCGAGCCCGUCGCUCAGGUCCUGAAGGAUGCCAACCUCCAGAAGAGCGCCGUUGAGGAGAUUGUCCUCGUCGGUGGUUCCACUCGUAUUCCCCGUAUCCAGAAGCUCCUGUCCGAGUUCUUCGACGGCAAGAAGCUCGAGAAGAGCAUCAACCCCGACGAGGCUGUCGCCUACGGUGCCGCCGUCCAGGCCGGUAUCCUCUCCGGCAAGGCCACCUCCGCCGAGACUGCCGACCUCCUGCUUCUCGACGUCUGCCCCCUUUCCCUCGGUGUCGCCAUGGAGGGUAACAUCUUCGCCCCCGUCGUUCCUCGCGGCAACACUGUUCCGUGUAUCAAGAAGAGGACCUUCACCACUGUUGCCGACAACCAACAAACCGUCCAGUUCCCCGUCUACCAGGGUGAGCGUGUCAACUGCGAGGACAACACCUCGCUGGGUGAAUUCACUCUUGCUCCCAUCCCCCCCAUGCGCGCCGGUGAGGCCGUCCUCGAGUGUGUCUUCGAGGUCGACGUCAACGGUAUCCUCAAGGUCACCGCCACCGAGAAGACCUCCGGCCGUAGCGCCAACAUCACCAUCUCCAACUCUGUCGGCAAGCUCUCUUCUCACGAGAUUGAGAACAUGAUCAACGACGCCGAGAAGUUCAAGUCCAGCGACGAGGCCUUCUCCAAGAAGUUCGAGGCCAAGCAGCAGCUCGAGUCCUACAUUGGUCGCGUUGAGGAGAUCAUCUCUGACCCGACACUGUCCCUCAAGCUCAAGCGCGGCCAGAAGGACAAGAUUGAGCAGCAGGUCAGCGAGGCCAUGGCCAAGCUUGAGAUCACCGACGCCUCGGCUGAGGACCUCAAGAAGCAGGAGCUCGCUCUUAAGCGUCUCGUCACCAAGGCCAUGUCUUCACGGUAAAGGGAGACUUUUUCACUUGCAGCAGAUGGUCAGCCUUGGGUUGGAGCUGGGUGUGGUAGAGCAAAAUCUGGUGUGAUGGAGUACGCGCGCGCAACCAACCGGAUAUUCGGGGAGCGAGCGGGCCUUUUAGAAGAUGGGUUGCGUCGCCAAAUAAUGCUGCGACGUUUCGGUAGUCUUUUAACGAUGGCUCUCUAAAACCUUUUACUCUU